AUGGGCCGCGGAGUGGAUGACAAUAAGGGGAAUCUGCUCAUGGCUCUCCAGGCGGUAGAGGCUUACUUGAAGACAGGGGGGCUGCCGAUAAACGUGAAGUUUCUGUUUGAGGCGGAGGAGGAGACGGGAAGCGCGAAUUUGGCGCACCUGCUGCGGAGGAAGAGGAAGCUGCUGGCAGCUGACCUGGCAGUUUCCAGCGAUGGCGGCCAGGUCAGCGCAACGCAGGGUGGCAUCCCCAUCAGCAUGCGCGGUCGAGUGUCAUUCGAGGUGGAUGCUGUCACAGCCUCCCACGACGCACACUCAGGUUUUGUGGGAGGCUCAGUGCCAAAUGCGGUGCAUGCCCUCCUUAGCGUCCUCUCUUCUCUGCACCUGCCCAAUGGCAGCAUUGCUGUGGAAGGCUUUUACAACGGGGUGAGGGAGAUAAGUGAGGAGGACCAGCAAGAUCUUGCUGCAUUCCCCUUUGAUGAAGACAGUGAGGUCGCCAACCUUGGGCUGAAAACGCACCAUGGGGAGGAUGGGUAUUCCACCCUGGAGAGGCGGUGGUUGAGACCCUCGUUGGAGAUUGUGGGGAUUGGCGGUGGACACACAGGGGAGGGAAUGCGAGGCCUGGUGACCUCAAAAGCCAGCGCUAAGGUCAUGUGCAGGCUGGUGGCCGAUCAGAAUGCGACAGCUGUCCUUGAGGCGGUCGAACGUCACAUGACUAAGCAUGUGCCCCCGUAUGCGCACAUCAGCUUCCGCGCAGUUGCCCAGCAGGGCCGCCUGGUGACAGAGCCCUACCGCAUGCCCAAGGACAGCCUCGGGAACCGUGCUGCUGCCAAGGUGCUGAAGGAGGUGAUGGGCAGUGAUGUGCUCUGGUACAUGGAGGGCCACUCGGUGGCAUGUGUCAACCAGUUCCGGGAAUUCCUUGGGAUUUUCACCACCCAAUUUGGCUUUGGCGUCACGGACUACGAAGCACAAUCCGAGAUGGACGGAGCAUAUAGAAAUGACGAGAGGUAA
This is a messenger RNA of Coccomyxa subellipsoidea C-169, 996 nucleotides long. RefSeq names its product Zn-dependent exopeptidase. NCBI's taxonomy places the organism in Eukaryota, Viridiplantae, Chlorophyta, Trebouxiophyceae, Coccomyxaceae. The record is from RefSeq and is a predicted model, not a curated record. The transcript has 7 exons. The coding region runs from base 1 to 996 and encodes 331 amino acids. Gene Ontology annotation, molecular function: hydrolase activity.